AAUGGCAGAAUGUGGACAACAAGAUGUGGAACUGGAAGGGUUCGUUAAAAAAGAAGUAUCAGACAUCGACACCUUUCAGUCAACUACAAUCUUUUAUCAAAUAACGCGUCCAAGUUUGAAGAUGAUACAAAAUAUCACCUUGACCUCGAAAUAAAGACCGAAGAUUUAACAGCCGAAAAUUUCGAACUUGGAAAUGGAACUGCACAAUUGUUUUUAAACACUGAAGGAACAAAAAUAGAAGUAUUGACCCCAAAAAGUGAACCUCUAGACGGUGAAUGUAAUGCAAGUCCAGCCAGCUCCUCUCUUUCUGAUGAUCCUCUCAAUACCAACCCUCAGAACAGUGUGGAUAUCUCCCAAUCUAUUAGUAUUGGAGAAACUGUUCUGUCUGAACGCAAUUUAAAGAAGUACAUGUCGACUCGUACUGGAGAGAAACCUUAUAAAUGUGAUGUUUGUAGCUACUCAGCCGCGCAAAUUAGCCAUCUUAUUUGUCACAAACGAAAACACGCCGGAGAGAAACCUUAUAAAUGUGAUAUUUGUAGCUACUCAGCCUCGCAAAAUGGCGCUCUUGCUUCUCACAAACGAAUACACACUGGAGAGAAACCUUAUAAAUGUGAUGUUUGUAGCUACUCAGCCGCGCAAAUUAGCAAUCUUAUUUGUCACAAACGAAAACACGCCGGAGAGAAACCUUAUAAAUGUGAUAUUUGUAGCUACUCAGCCUCGCGAAGUGGCACUCUUGCUUCUCAUAAACGAACACACACCGGAGAGAAACCUUAUAAAUGUAAUAUUUGUAGCUACUCAGCCUCACAAAGUAGCCAUCUUGCUUCUCACAAACGAAUACACACUGGAGAGAAACCUUAUAAAUGCGAUAUUUGUAGCUACUCAUUCACGGGAAGUGGCGCUCUUGCUUCUCACAAACGAAUACACACUGGAGAGAAACCUUAUAAAUGUGAUGUUUGUAGUUACUCAGCCACGCGACUUGACACUCUUAUUUGUCACAAACGAAAACAUACUGGAGAGAAGCCUUAUAAAUGUGAUGUUUGUAGCUACUCAGCCACGCAAAUUAGCAAUCUUACCACCCACAAACAAAAACACACUGGAUUCUUACCUGGGGAUCCCAGGCUAUAAUGUUCAUAAAUAAACGAAUAGAGAUUAGGCGGAAUGACAGUCUGAGCGCCGCCCAGUAAACUGGAUUCUGGAAAGAAGAUUUACCCAUAUUGCCUAUAGUUUGUGUAACUACAGGGCUAGCCGAUCAAGUAGUUUGAAGAGAAAUUAAAUAUAGUGAUUCACGCUAGAGAGAAACUUUACCUAUGGGCCAUGUACUAUGUAGUUUGUGUAAUUCCGACUCUUGCUACAUCAAAUAGUCUAGGAUUUUAAAUAAAACGGCGAAUUGUAGUCAUUCGAAGUCACACCUCACACGUGUUGAAUUAUACUAAAGAACGUUGUAAUUAUAUUGUUUCAAUAACGAUUUGGAUUUUCCUAUUAUAUAAUUUCAACUUGCAACUAAAAUUGAUUGUUCUAAAAGUUCUGACUUGUUUCCUUUUGUGAUUUUCACAUAUUUUUUGUGUAAAAAUUAUUUUUCAUUUGAACAUUUUGAUUUAAAAUUUACCACCUGCUCCAGCAUCCAGUCGAAGCCGCGGAUCCUUGAUCUAUUGCUACUAUUUUUACUGCAAUGUCUUAAUUCCGUGAUGCUCGCUAAAUCAGCUGGAUCCACUGUACUACAUUUACAUUUCCAUGAAUUUUUCUGAACCGAAACUUUGCAUUAAACUCACAGACAGGUGAUCGUUAGAUAAAUAUUAAUUAUAAUACAUGUUGUAUACCUACCUCUUUUCGCGCGUGAAAAGUGGUAUAUACAACGUGUAUACACUAUACAUUGAUCUACAUGUUUCAGCUUCUAUAGCCAUAGGAUUGGUAUAGAAAUUUGCUUUUCCAAUAUAUUGUGUAAUUGGUGAGUAACGUUAAAUCUUUAAGUUCUCUAUUUAGGGGUUCAAAACAAUUAGGGACAAUUUAAAUAUUACGAAAGCCAGCAUAAAAUUUGCGGAUCAGCGCAAUUUGGUUUAUUCAUUCUAUAUUAACAUAUAACUUAAUAUUGAAACGUGUCGAUGAGAGAAUGUAUCAUUUGUAAUAUAAUACCCAAAUGGAGUAAUCAUGGUAGCUUUGCAGAAAUAAA
Messenger RNA from Bolinopsis microptera, 2167 nucleotides. Its product is annotated as zinc finger protein 492-like. NCBI's taxonomy places the organism in Eukaryota, Metazoa, Ctenophora, Tentaculata, Lobata, Bolinopsidae. The record is from RefSeq and is a predicted model, not a curated record. The transcript has a single exon. Gene Ontology annotation, molecular function: DNA-binding transcription factor activity, RNA polymerase II-specific; RNA polymerase II cis-regulatory region sequence-specific DNA binding. Gene Ontology annotation, biological process: regulation of transcription by RNA polymerase II. Bases 409 to 1125 code for a protein of 238 amino acids.